AUGGCUUCCUUCAGUUUCCCCAACAUGUUGCCCAACUUCAUGGCUGCGAACGCGCUUGGGAUGCCCGGCUUCAACCUCUUCCAGCAGCAGCAGCAACAGUUCCAGAUGCAGUUGCAGCAGCAGGCUAACCAACCUCAGCGCAAGUCUCUCUUCGCACCUUACCUCCCGCAGGCGUCACUUCCGCCACUUUUGGGUGCGGGCAAACUUGUGGUUGGCAUUUUGCGGGUGAACAAGCGCAACCGGUCCGACGCGUACGUCUCCACGGAAGUGCUGGACGCCGACAUCUACAUUUGCGGUUCCAAGGACCGCAAUCGCGCCCUGGAGGGCGAUAUCGUUGCUGUUGAGCUCCUUGACGUCGAUGAGGUUUGGGGCACGAAGAAGGAGAAGGAGGAGAAGAAGAGGAAGAAGGAAGAGAAUGCUGCUUACGAUAUCGUCAAACUUAAUGCGGGCAAGAAGAACGACAAGAAGAAGGAUGAUGUGGAGGUCGAGGGUCAGGGUCUGAUGCUUUUCGAGGACGAGGAGGUCACGGAUGAAGUCAAGCCUCAAUUUGCUGGCCAUGUCGUGGCUGUUGUUGAGCGCAUGCCCGGCCAGCUCUUCUCUGGUACGCUUGGCUUGCUCCGCCCCUCUUCCGCGGCCACCAAGGAGAAGCAGGAAGCCGAGCGUCGCGAGCGUGAAGGUGACAAGGAGCCCGCCGAGGAGAAACGUAGUGGAACUGACCGUCCCAAAAUCGUCUGGUUCAAGCCUACCGACAAGCGUGUGCCGCUCAUCGCCAUCCCUACCGAGCAGGCACCGCCUGACUUCGUUGAAAAUUCUGAGGCAUAUGCCAAUCGCCUGUUCGUGGCUUGCAUCAAGCGCCACCCGAUCUCCUCCCUCCAUCCCUUCGGCACGCUUGUGGAGGAACUCGGUCCGAUCGGCGACCUCGAAGUCGAGACCAGCGCUCUCCUGAAGGAUUGUAACUUCCCUACCGAGGACUUCUCUGACAACGUUCUCAAGUGCCUGCCUCCUUUGCCUUGGACUAUCCCAGAUCGCGAAUACGAGACUCGCCGCGAUCUGCGUGGUGAUCGUAUCUUUACUAUUGACCCGUCGACGGCAAAGGAUCUCGAUGAUGCCAUGUCCGUCAGGAAGAACGAGGACGGAACUUACGAUGUCUCUGUUCAUAUUGCCGAUGUGUCCUACUUCGUCAAGCCGAGCACUGCGCUUGACAGGGACGCGAAGAAGAGGGCUACAAGUGUCUACCUCAUCCAGCGUGCGGUGCCUAUGCUGCCACCUGCCCUGAGCGAGGAACUGUGCAGUCUCGUGCCCGGUGUUGACAGGCUCGCUUUCACUGCCAUUUUCAAUAUGUCGCCACAGGGUAAGGUCAUUGGCAGCUGGUUCGGUCGCACCAUCAUCAGGUCUGCUGCCAAGCUGGCCUACUCGAACGCUCAAAAUGUCAUUGACGGCCACCCUCUUGGGGACGUUGAAGUCAGUCCUGAGCAUACGGCCAGCGAGAUCGAAGAGGACAUCAAGAUUCUCCAUGACUUGGCUACCAAGCUUCGCGAGGCCCGCUGGGAGGCUGGUGGUCUCCGCAUCCACUCUCAGAAACUGCACUUCGAACUUGAUGACAACAACAUGCCCCUGGAUUGCGAAGCAUAUGAUCGCACCGAGGCCAACUCGUUGAUCGAAGAGUUCAUGCUUCUUACUAACCUGAGCGUGGCUAAGAUGAUUGCUGCCGCUCUUCCAGAACAGGCAAUGCUGAGGCGGCAUGAAGAGCCCGUCCCUCGUCGCCUGGAAAGAUUUGCCGAGCAGGCUGCGCGUCUUGGUGUCGCUAUGGAUGUGUCCAGUGCCGGCGCCCUGCAGAAAUCGUUCAACGCUAUCGAAGAUCCUCUGCUUCGGAGGCAGCUUGAAAUUCUGGCUACUAAGGCUAUGCACCGGGCAAAAUAUUUCUGCUCUGGCAUGCUAGAUAUCGCCAAGUACCAGCAUUACGGCCUGAACGCCCCAUUGUACACCCACUUCACCUCCCCAAUCCGCCGGUACGCGGACGUGCUUGUUCAUAGGCAGUUAGACUGUGUUUUGCAGAAUCCUCAAGAUGUAGAGACUCGCUUCAACAUGGAUCGUGAUGCUGUAGCAAAAGUGGCGCAGCAGUGCAAUAUUAAACGUGACUCCGCGAAGCUUGCUCAAGAGCAGUCUGCGCAUUUGUAUUUAUGCUUGUUACUCUCCGAUUUGUCACAGCGCUAUGGGCCCGUCAUCCGCCAGGCCCGUGUCAUCGGCAUUUUGGAUGCUGCCUUCGACGUUUUUGUGCCUGACUUCGGUAUUGAGAAGCGUGUUCAUGUGGACCAGAUGCCCAUUGAGAACCAUGUCUACGACGAGCACGCCCAUUCUCUGCAGAUCUAUUGGACGGACAAGGACGUCAUUUCUUGGCUCGCGGAGAACAGCAGCGAUGACCCGCAUCUCCAGAAGAUGCGACGCACUGCUGAGAUGCACGCGCGGAAUCAAGCGAACAUGGAGUUGUCUUCUCGCCAAGCAACGGAUGAAAGCGCUCUCUUCGAAGAACCUGAGGACGACGAACCUGCAGAUAGUGGUGCUAUUGAGGUCAUCGAAUCCCACCAGCAUGAUCUGUCUCGCAAGAAGGAGAUUCCGCUUUUCGAAGGCCUGAGGGACACCGGUGGACAUAAGAUCCAAGAGAUCAAAGAAGCGAUGCUCGUCCCUGUUAUCGUCACUGCCGACCUCACGAAGAGUCCUCCAGUGAUCAAGGUCUACAGCGUCAAUCCGUACGCCUCGAAGAAAUAA
Dacryopinax primogenitus is the source of this 2766-nucleotide messenger RNA. RefSeq names its product RNB-domain-containing protein. Gene Ontology annotation, molecular function: RNA binding; 3'-5'-RNA exonuclease activity. The transcript is spliced from 6 exons. The record is from RefSeq and is a predicted model, not a curated record. Gene Ontology annotation, cellular component: P-body; exosome (RNase complex). Lineage: Eukaryota; Fungi; Basidiomycota; Dacrymycetes; Dacrymycetales; Dacrymycetaceae. Bases 1 to 2766 code for a protein of 921 amino acids.